This is a messenger RNA of Exophiala viscosa, 1116 nucleotides long. RefSeq lists its product as uncharacterized. The record is from RefSeq and is a predicted model, not a curated record. The transcript has a single exon. NCBI's taxonomy places the organism in Eukaryota, Fungi, Ascomycota, Eurotiomycetes, Chaetothyriales, Herpotrichiellaceae. The coding region runs from base 274 to 765 and encodes 163 amino acids.
ACAGUCUCACGGAACAACUCAAACUCCUUGCCAUUGCCAUUGUCCUGCACGAGGGCGGGAAGUAAUCGGAAAUAAGUGUCGAGCAGGCGAACGUGGCAGAAACCCCGACCACACCCUGUGUAUCGCAAUAGCACAUCGCACUAUAAAAGGUCUACGAUCAGGUAAGGUAAGGAUAUAAAGGUAGGACGGGAUACAAGGUAAACUACAGCACUACUCUGUGCCUGUAUCGAACUCGGUGAAGUCGAUAUACUCUCGCCGCUCGUCAACGUCAAGAUGGACACGCGUAUCAAGAUCUCAUCUCUUUCCCUGCGCGAAGCUGUCGCCGAUGCACUGUAUCGUUGCGUUUUAGGGCUCGAUCUCAACGACUGGGAGAUGUUCCGAUCGUCGCUUACCGAAGGCGAAGACAUCUCCAUGGAAUUGAAAGGGUCGAUAGGCACGAAAGGGCGGGACCAGAUCAAGCAAUACAUAUUCGACUUCAUCGGACCCCUGGAUACGACACACCACAUCAGCAACGUCCGCGUGGAUGUCAAGGAUGGAGAAGACACUGCCACACUGUCGGCGUAUGCUGUCGCCCAGCACUACAGAGGAGGAGAGGGUCCAGAUCCAGCAACGGCACACUUUAUGACGGGAUCGAUAUAUGUCCUCGAUCUGGUUAAGGACAGCAAGGAUGACUUGUGGAAGAUUAAGAAGUGGUCGGCCAACAUGGUCUGGCGGGAUGGAGACGGGUCAAUCGUUGCGAGAGGGUUAUCGGCUGCGAACCACUGAGGAGGCAUGUAACAUUUCAUAUACACAGCGCAAAGCAGGCUGAACACUACGAUCUCAUGUCCUGUCAUGGAAGGUCUCUUUGUUCCCCAGAACCCACUGUUGUUCCACCAUCCCAAGAUUGUUGGAGGCCAUUGCGUCUGCCUCCAUCAUAUACUGCGCGUGGUCAAGCAGUAUCGCAAUUCGCUCAGAGAGACUGGACUGCUGGACUUAUCGAGGACGUCUCUGUCCAUUUUCGACCAUGCAAUACCCCAGCAAGUGUUGCAACGUAUUGACCCUCCACACUGUAAAGGAUGCUGGACAACUUCUCAUUUCCCAGAUCAUGGUUGGAUUACUUGAUCGGCAGCGUCUGCA